Magnolia sinica is the source of this 407-nucleotide messenger RNA. RefSeq names its product auxin-responsive protein SAUR71-like. The transcript has 2 exons. The record is from RefSeq and is a predicted model, not a curated record. Lineage: Eukaryota; Viridiplantae; Streptophyta; Magnoliopsida; Magnoliales; Magnoliaceae. Gene Ontology annotation, biological process: response to auxin. Bases 12 to 359 code for a protein of 115 amino acids.
UCUCUCUCAACAUGAAGAAACUCAUCCGCCGACUCGCCCGAAUAGUAGACUCGUCCACCCACUACACACCCCUUAGACCCUACUCCCCGACCCCACGACCACCCACCAAGACCCGAAAAAAUGGAAUCGGGUCCCUCGUCAUCCCGAAGGGGCACCUUCCUGUAUACGUAGGAGAAGAGAUGAAGCGGUUCGUGGUCCGCGCCGAGUUGCUGAACCGGCCGAUUUUUGUAGAGCUGCUGAAGAGAUCGUCUCAGGAGUAUGGGUACAACCAGAAUGGCGUCUUGAAGAUUCCGUGUCGGGUCUCUGUCUUCGAGCGGAUCUUGGAGGCUUUGAACGGUGGAGAUGGAUCGUGGACGUGAUCUCCGCAGACCUGUUAUCUUACGAGAAGUUUCUCUGAUAGGAUUGGU